CCCUUCAAAGCCAUCUUCCUUCAGGCACCUCAAUUCUUUGCCCCUCUGCCCCUUUCCCCCUCUCAACAUUGCUUAGGGGAAGGAAAACCACUCCAAAAGGUCUCCUUUCAGUUAGUUAUAACCGUCCUCUCAUAUAUUUCGCCUGUCAAAACAUCGACCCCAACACUCAUUAACCAUGGAAAUUGCAGCAGAAACCCAGAAGAAAGCUGGUUUUUUCGCUUAUGGGUGGGACUGCCUCAAGUCCUCCAAGACCAAGCUGGUACAAGUAGCCAAAAACGCCCAGAAACAAGGCCAAGACGACCCAAGAAAAAUUAUUCACUCCCUAAAAGUGGGACUGGCUCUCACCUUGAUAUCCAUGUUCUACUAUUUCAGACCCCUGUAUGACAGUUUUGGGGUCUCGGGUAUGUGGGCUGUCCUGACCGUGGUGGUGGUCUUCGAAUUCACUGUUGGCGCAACCCUCAGCAAAAGUUUAAAUAGAGGUUUUGCAACAAUGGUAGCCGGAGCCCUCGGGGUUGGAGCUCAAGAGUUGGCAAGUCUAUUUGGAGAGGAAGGAGAACCGAUUGUCCUUGGGAUCCUUGUCUUCCUACUAGCUACAGCGUCCACCUUCUCAAGAUUCUUCCCGAGAAUCAAGGCAAGAUACGAUUACGGGGUCCUAAUAUUUAUACUGACAUUCAGCUUGGUAGCUGUUUCGGGGUAUCGAGUUAAUGACAUAGUAGAGCUGGCCCACCAAAGGCUGUCGACAAUCCUUGUGGGAGGAGCAACCUGCAUAAUCAUAGCCAUUUUUGUCUGUCCAGUGUGGGCUGGCGAAGAUCUUCAUAACAUGACUGUCCGCAAUAUAGAAAAGCUUGCAAACUUCCUUGAAGGAUUUGGAGGUGAAUAUUUUAAGGAACCUUUUGAUGGUGAGAGCGCUGUGGACUCGAAGGAUGACAAGUCAUUUCUUCAAGGAUAUAAAAGUGCUCUCAAUUCAAAAAGCAGUGAAGAAUCCUUGGCAAACUUUGCAUCAUGGGAACCCUGCCAUGGCCGUUUCAGGUUCCGUCAUCCAUGGAAACAGUACCUCAUGAUUGGAGCUUUUACUCGCCAAUGUGCAUACCACAUUGAAGCUAUCAGCAGCUACAUAAACUCCGAGAUUCAAGUAUCAGCUGAAUUCCGAAUGAAAAUUCAAGAACCAUGCACAAAGAUAAGUUCAGAAUCGGGCAAAGCUCUGAAAGCCUUAGCCUCAGCAAUCAAAACAAUGACAGACCCCUCCUCAGCUGAUCCACAUGUGGCGAGUGCUAAAGCUGCUGUCAAGGACCUUGAGAUUGCACUGAAUGCUGCCUCGUUAGAUGAGACAGACCUCUUAGAAAUCAUACCAGAUGCCACGGUUGCUUCAACACUAAUUGAGAUUGUUAAAUGUAUGGAAAAAGUUUCUGAAACAGUCCAUGAGCUUUCUGGCCUAGCACAUUUUAAGGGUGUUGAACCUAACGUAACACCAGAGAAGCCACAAUUACUUCAUCGGGGCACCAUUAAACCUAUUCCUGACAGUGAUGCCACCGAUGUCGUUAUCACAAUUGAUGAAGCAUCCUCAGUUUCACCAGAAAAUGACAAGGGACCAUCUAAGGGUAAACAAGAUGAAAGUCAUGUAAAUAUGUGUUGAUUAUUAACAUGUAGUGAUCAUGGCAUAACACUCAACCUACUUUUCAUGGUGGGGUGAAAUGAGUUCUGGUCUCAUAAAUCGUAGGGAAGAUUUCUGUUGUAACAUUCUCUGUUAUGCGUAUUACAAUUAAAAAAAAAAAAAAAAAGUGA
Messenger RNA from Vitis riparia (riverbank grape), 1782 nucleotides. RefSeq names its product aluminum-activated malate transporter 8-like. Gene Ontology annotation, biological process: malate transport. Bases 176 to 1633 code for a protein of 485 amino acids. The record is from RefSeq and is a predicted model, not a curated record. NCBI's taxonomy places the organism in Eukaryota, Viridiplantae, Streptophyta, Magnoliopsida, Vitales, Vitaceae. The transcript is spliced from 6 exons. Gene Ontology annotation, cellular component: plant-type vacuole membrane.